AUGAAGUUCGGUGCUGCUAUUUUGGUCUUGGCCACCUCGGCCCUGGCUAGCAACGUCCGACGAGGAGACGAGUAUGAGAGCCCCGACUACAGCGGCGGAGAGUAUGAGGCUCCUGAGGGCGACUACGGAUCUGGAGACUAUGGCUACAAGCACGACAAUGGUUACAAGCACGAGGUGACCCAGGUCGAGGUCACUUACACGACUACGACUGUCUGCCCCGUCACUUAUACCCACCACGAACAGGGAUACACCUACUACGAGACCAAGCUCACAACCUCUACAGUCACAGUUGUUGAGGCCAAGACUGUCGAUGUCACUGUCAAGGCGCCUGAUGUUUACAAGCACUACACCGACGUUGAAUAUGUCACUCGAACAUCGCUGUGCCCUGUGACCGUCACCAAGACCAUUGAGGGAGAGGUCAUCACCGAGGUUUACACGACCACCAGCUACAUCUACGAUGUUGUCAAGACCACCGACUACGAGCACGUUAAGCAACCCGACGUGACAAAGCACGAGACAGACGUCGUCUACAAGACCCGAACCACUGUCUGCCCUGUUACCGUCACUAAGACUAUUGCCGGCGAGGUUGUCACUGAGACUUACACCACCACCAGCCUCAUCGAGGAGGUCGUUCAGUCUACCGACUAUGAGCACGUCAAGCAGCCCGAUGUCACCAAGUACGCAACCGAUGUUGUCUACACCACUCGCACCACCGUCUGCCCUGUCACUCUCACCAAGACCAUCGCUGGUGAGGUCGUCACUGAGACCUACACCACCACCAGCGUGAUUGAGGAGGUCGUCAAGUCUACCGACUACGCUCAUAUCAAGCAGCCUGAUGUCACCAAGUACGAGACCGACGUUGUCUACAAGACCAAGACUCACGUCUACCCCGUCACUGUCACAAAGACAAUUGAGGGUGAGGUUAUCACCAAUGUCUACACCUCUACCGACUACGAGGUCGUCAAGGUCCACAGCACUGUCUACGACAAGGUUGAGCUUCCUGAUGUGACCAAGCACGAGACUGACAUUGUCUACCAAACCAAGACUGAGGUUCACCCCGUUACCGUCACCAAGACCGUCGAGGGUGAGGUUGUUACCAACAUUUACACCGAAACCUCUCUUGUUGUCGAAGAGGUUGUCACCACCAUCCCUGUUUACGAGACCAUCGUCAAGACCAUGGGCAAGGGUGUUGUUGUCACCCAGUACUCCAAGAUCGUCCAGACCGUCGGUGGCGGCACCGUCUACCAGACCGUCGCUCCUGCGCCCACCACUGUCGAGAUCCCUGAGACUGAGGUCGUCACUCAACCCGAGGUCACCGUUCCAGCCACUCCCACUGCCCAGCCCGAGCCUAUUGUUAACGGCGCUGCUGUCGCCGCCAACAAGGCUCCCGUCUUCGCCUUCAUGGCUGGUAUCCUUGGCGCCGUCGCUCUCCUCUAA
This is a messenger RNA of Fusarium poae, 1437 nucleotides long. RefSeq lists its product as uncharacterized. NCBI's taxonomy places the organism in Eukaryota, Fungi, Ascomycota, Sordariomycetes, Hypocreales, Nectriaceae. The coding region runs from base 1 to 1437 and encodes 478 amino acids. The record is from RefSeq and is a predicted model, not a curated record. The transcript has 2 exons.